ACUUGAAGACGAAACAAUGUAGUUAAUAAAUUGUUCAUUAAAUAUUAUUAUAAUUUAUUUAAUUAUUUGUUCAGAAUAAAAAUGGAUGCCUAUAAACAUAAAAUUUUAAGUGCCUUCAAAAUUUUAGAUAUUUAUGGAUGGAUGGUUAAUUCGUAUGUUUUGGAUGUAUUUGUAUGUGACCUUAUGAAUAAAUUACCUCAAUGUUGGAGGUCAAGCCUUCGUGAUAUUGAUAUUGUAGAAUUAGGUGCAUUUUUAGCUGGAGAACAAACAAACAGAAUGUUUGCAUUAUCAACAUUGGCAUUGCGUGCAUGUCUUAAGUAUAUAAAUUUAUCUCGAGUACCUGAGCAUGCGCUAAUCCAGAAUAUUCCUUUGCAACCAAAUGAAUCAGAAUAUUCAUACUUGACACAUCCUAAAUUAAAAAAUUUAUUUUGUAAACAUGUGAAGCAAAAGAAAAGACAUGAAAUAAUGAAAAUGGCUGAAGAGUGUUUCAAAACUUGUAUUGAAUUGAAAUGUGAAUAUCUUAUAGAUUUUGGGUCAGGAGUGGGUCAUUUAGCUCGUGUUUUAGCCUAUGGUUACAAUAUUAAUGUAUUGUGUUUAGAAGCUCAAAGUGAAUUAAUCAAUCAAGCAAAAAAAUUAGAUAAAGAAAUGGAAAUUACAGCAUCAAAACAUUUGAGUAAGUCUUUUAUGGAUUCUAGAAAUGGAUCUCCACGAUAUUUAAAUAUGACAUUAGAUAAUAAUAUUGACACUGAAGAAUUUUUAAAAAACAUAAAAUUGCUUUUCAAUUUAAAUAAAAAUACUGUAAAAUUUGGAAUCAUUGGCUUGCAUCCAUGUGGGGAUUUGAUACCAAUAAUGCUUCAAUUGUUCGCUUUAUUGCCAGAAAUAAAAUUUGUUAAGGCUGUUGGUUGCUGUUAUAUGAAAUUAUCAACAUUUGAUAGAAAAUCACCUGAAAAAGCUCAUGGUUAUCCAUUAAGUGCCUUUUUAAAGUCUAUACCACACGAGUUAAGUUAUUCAGCGAGAGAAGUUGCUUGUCAUGCUAUAGAAACCUAUUGCCAAAGGUUGAAGAAAGGUUUAUACAGUGAUUUGCAGGUUCACUCAUAUAGAGCUGCACUAGAGGAACUUGUCAUAAAAUACUGGCCUCACCUUAAGCAUUCUGGAAUGAGAAGUAUUAAACAUAGUAAUCAGCUUUCAUUUAAAACGUACUGUGAAGUGGCCACUUCAAGAUUAGGAAUAGCAAUACCAGACGAAGAUAUCAAUUCUGAAAGUACUUUAAAAAAUCUGUCAGAAUGGAAGGAUGUUGUAAGAUUCUACUCUUUGAGACUCCUUUUGGCGCCACUAGUGGAGACUAUUAUAUUGUUAGAUAGACUGAUUUUUCUUGAGGAACUGGGUACAAUUUCUGAUAUAAUACCAGUAUUUGACCCAAUUUUAUCACCGAGAAAUCAAAUCUUAACUGCCAUUAAACCAUAAAAGUAAGUUAGAUACUUUUAAUAACUUAAUUUGAUAUAAUAAAAUUAUAUCUGACUUUGAAUCUAAAAUAUUUUGAGGUCAAUUUUAGUGUCUACAUGUAUA
This is a messenger RNA of Ctenocephalides felis (cat flea), 1566 nucleotides long. RefSeq names its product protein RRNAD1-like. The record is from RefSeq and is a predicted model, not a curated record. The transcript has 8 exons. Bases 82 to 1464 code for a protein of 460 amino acids. NCBI's taxonomy places the organism in Eukaryota, Metazoa, Arthropoda, Insecta, Siphonaptera, Pulicidae.